AUGUUUGCUGCUGUGUUCCUGUCCUUGGGUUGGCUGAUGGUGCAGUUAACUGAUGGGGAACUGGACUACAUCUCUCAGGGACAGGGGAUGCAACUGCAGGGAAACUUCUCCAUCGCUGGACUUUUUCCUCUCCACUACACAGAUGGACCGAGUGCUGGUUUGCCUGCUCUGGGUCCAUGUAAUGUAGGUCGACCCAACAAACACGGCUUUCACCUGUUGCAAGCCAUGAGAUUUGCUGUGGAAGAAAUCAACAACAGCAGUGGACCACAUCCUCUUCUACCAGGAGUGAAGCUGGGCUACCAGAUGUAUGACAUCUGCUCAGUGCCGGCUAGUGUCCUGGCCACACUGGACCUGCUGGAGCAACAGAACCAGGGCCCCUUUACGCCCAGGACAAAGGGAGACACAGACACAGACUAUGACAACAGCCAAAGAGCGGUGGCUGUGAUUGGGCCGGACAGCAGCAGCAAAAGCUUCAGCCCCGCUGCAUUACUGGGGGCCUAUCUCAUGCCACAGAUCUCUUAUGAAGCCUCAAAUGAAAUGCUCAGCAACAAGUUCCUCUAUCCAGCCUUUUUCCGCACAAUUCCCAGUGACAAGAACCAGGUUGCAGCUAUGAUCCGGCUUUUAAUUCACUUUAACUGGACAUGGAUUGCUCUCUUAGGUAGUGACAACUCCUAUGGCUUGCAGGGCAUGCAGAGUCUUUCCCACCAAGCACCUCAGCACGGCAUCUGUAUUGCCUACCAAGGGGUCAUUCGAUCACUCAGACCUGACACAGUCCAGACCAUGAGGAACAUGGUGGACAGCCUACUGAAGACCAAAGUCAACACCAUUGUAGUCUUCUCCAGCAAGUCCAAACUCAGUGGCUUUUUCCCAUUUGUCGUUGAGCGCAAAGUGACAGGCAAGGUGUGGAUUGGGACGGAGGACUGGUCAGUAGCUACUCUUAUAUCAGAGAUACCUGGGAUCCACACCAUUGGCACUGUGCUGGGUGUGUCCAUUAAAUAUGCAGCUAUAUCUGGUUUUGAGGACUUUGAGAGAAAUGCAGUUCAGGCUUCACUGCAGCAGAGCAAACUCCAGAAAGUCUCUAAUGGCACCACAAACCCAGGCAAUGACUGUCUACAGUCCACAGACCUGUACAGCCUCACCAGGAAGAAUUUCUCACUAGAGAAAUACGACAUCACGUCUUCCUUCAACGUGUACAAGGCGGUGUACGCUGUGGCUCACGCUCUGCACCAAGCUCUUGGCUGUGACUCUGGAGAGUGUCAAAGGAGGAAGGUGCAUCCAUGGGAGCUUCUCCCCUGGCUUAAGCAGGUGCGAUUCUCUCUGGGCAACACCUCCGUGUACUUUGACGCACACGGUGACCCGCCCACAGGAUAUGACAUUGUCUCCUGGGUUUGGAGGGGGACGGACUGGUCUCUAAGAGUGGUGGGCUCCUUCAGCCCAGAUCCCAUUACCCUCACAGUUCAUGAUGAUCAGAUUGAGUGGCACGACACAAAACAGUCAAGACAAGUGCCGCUGUCCAUCUGCUCUCCACCCUGCCCGGCGGGCCACAAGAAUCUGCUGAUGGGGCAACACGCCUGCUGCUUUGACUGCCAGGCUUGUCCUGAGGCCACAUUCCUCAAUAUAAGUGAACCCACUCUGUGCCAGCCAUGUGUGCCGGAGCAGUGGGCUCCUCCAAGUAGUGAUCAGUGUCUGAAUAGGACUGUCCUGCUCCUCGCCUGGGACGCCCCCCUCUCCAUCGCCCUGCUCUUCUUUCUGGCCACCUGUGUUCUCAUGACCUGCAGCUCUGCAGUAAUCCUGCUGCUCAACUUGAACACGCCUGUGGCCAAGUCUGCUGGAGGCCGCACCUGCCUCCUGAUGCUGGCAGCCCUGACUGCUGCUGCUAUGAGCUCUUUGUGCCAUUUUGGCCGGCCAUCUCCUCUGGCCUGUGUCCUCAAGCAGCCUCUAUUCAUCUUCAGCUUCACUGUGUGUCUGGCCUGCAUCACUGUGCGCUCCCUCCAGGUUGUCUGCAUUUUUAAAUUUGCAUCCAAGCUGCCGCCGGUCUAUGACAAAUGGGCCAAAAAACAUGGGCCAGAGUUUACCAUUCUCCUGGUGUCUGUCACCAUAUUGUUUGUUUCUGGGCUCCGUGUGGUCCUCAACCCUCCCCAGCCGUCCCAGGAUCUUGACUUCUACAAGGACAGCAUUGUCCUGGAGUGCAGUAACACCCUCUCAGCCGGCGCGUGGCUGGAGCUAGCUUAUGUCUCCCUGCUCAGUGUCCUCUGCUUCGCUUUCAGCUACAUGGGAAAAGACCUGCCAGCAAACUACAAUGAAGCCAAGUGUGUCACCUUCAGCCUCAUGGUGUACAUGAUCUCCUGGAUGAGCUUCUUCACCUUAUAUCUCAUCAGCAGAGGCCUGUUCACCAUGGCCGCACACGUGUUUGCCAUCCUCUUCAGCGUCCUGGCCUUCCUCUGGGGCUACUUCCUGCCCAAAAUAUAUAUUAUUGUCCUGAAGCCACAAAUGAACACCACCGCUCAUUUCCAGAACUGCAUUCAAAUGUACACCAUGAGCAAACAGUGA
Molecule: messenger RNA, 2550 nt
Organism: Seriola dumerili (greater amberjack)
Lineage: Eukaryota; Metazoa; Chordata; Actinopteri; Carangiformes; Carangidae
Gene: tas1r2
Product: taste 1 receptor member 2
Exons: 6
Coding region: 1-2550 (849 amino acids)
Biological process (GO): G protein-coupled receptor signaling pathway
Cellular component (GO): membrane
Molecular function (GO): G protein-coupled receptor activity
Source: RefSeq, a predicted model, not a curated record